UGAUAUUGACUCACUCUUUUCAGCUGCAUUCCCGAAUUUCCUUACUUUCAUUUUCAUUCUCGAAUCUCGAACCCGAUUAAAAUAUCAGUUGCAGCAUUAUAUUUUUAUUUACUCGGAGUUUAUCAUAUGUAGAAUCUCUUUGAGAAUAGAAAUAGCUUAUUUCGAACUUCUAAAACUAAAUAAGAUAAUCAGGCUUUUGAAUAUAUGAAACUCGUUGUUACCUUGAAUUUUGCUUAUUCGGCAUUUAGUAGCAUUCGGCAACAUGGCGACUAUGAUAUUUGAGCUGCAGCAUUGGCAGUCAAUUUUAGUAUGUUUACUGUUUGCGGUAAUCUAUGUAGGGAGUCUGUAUAUAUGGAAUGAUGACAAAAAUAAAAAUAGGGAUCACCCUGAAACCAUUAAGCGUCGGUUCACCAGUGUGUCCAUCAUAUGUGUCAUCAUACCCAUUCUCUUGUAUUGCUUUGGAACAACGUCCAACUCAGAAUAUGCCCACACAUUUCUGGAGUGGCUGGGAGUCCGAGUGAGCGGUCUUCUACCUGCUCUUAUCCUGCCUCUUGUCCUUACAAUGGUCCUUUUCUUAGGGCCACUAACUCUUCACUAUGUGGAUGGUGUAUUUAGAAUUUAUUUAGAACCUAGAUAUUGGACCAACAGUUUACAGAACUUAAUCUGGAUAAGAAACCACAUUGUUGCCCCAAUUUCAGAGGAGAUGAUAUAUCGGGCAUGCAUGUUGCCAAUGUUAGUCCCAUGCUUUGGAACAGGACUGUCAGUGUUUCUGUGUCCACUAUUCUUUGGUGUAGCACAUUUUCAUCACAUGAUUGAGAAAGUUAUACAAGGCAGACAUUCACCUUCAGAGGCAUUUAAACAGUCGUUGUUCCAGCUAUGUUACACAACAUUAUUUGGUGCCUACUCAGCAUUCUUAUUCCUUAGAACAGGACAUUUCAUUGCACCAGUAGUGGCACAUGCUUUCUGUAAUCACAUGGGUUUCCCAGCAUUCCGAGAGGUUAUGGCACACCCUAACACCGAGACCCGACAUAAACUCAUCGCUAGCUUCGUUAUCGGCCUCGUCAUGUGGAUGGCUCUGCUCUACCCAAUUACCUCCCCUUUCCUCUACAGCAAUGAUAUCUACAAUUCAUAGUGGUACAGCAUUAGAUUAAGGCUGUAAUUCUAAAGAAUGGGUAUUUAUUUAUUAUGGUAAAUUAGUGUGACAGACUAGGGGAUCAAAUUGUGCCAGACUGCAGUGUUGGUAAAACAAAAAUACAUAUAGCAUUAUGAUGUUUAUGAGUUUGGCUUAAUAAAGCUAUGCAUGGUGUUCCGUGUUAUGCAGGUUAAGGUAUGAUACGAGGGCGAGUUAAUAAGUAACCAGCCUAACUUAUUAGAUAGGCUGGUUACUUAUUGACUCGCCCUCGUAGUACAUCUUCAUACAAACUGUUUUCAUGAUGCCAGGUGGAAAUCAUCUGUACAAGGCAUGAAAAUAAAGAAUGUCAGAUACUAUUAAAAUUUAGUAUUAUGUGAUUGUAUAUCGAUAUGAAUGAUAUAGUAUGUCUUGAAUUUAAAUAUCUAUUGAAAAUAAAAUAUAGAUGUACAUUUCUAUAGCUCAGCCAAUUAUAUCGCUUGGUUUUGAAAUUACUAUUAAAGAGUACUCUUUAAUAGUGUAAAUUCAAACCCGGGUGAUAUAAUUGCCUAUGGUAUUGAUUGAUGUGAAAUUUGAUAAGUGACAUGCGUUUCCUCAUUGCAUAGACAUCACUAUGAAAACCAUUGGUUGAUAGUUCAAAAUGAUGAAAGUUUUGCAGUAGUACAAUCGGAUGUUUUUGUUGGGGCUUUUUUUAGUGGUUUUAUUGUAAUCUGAAUUAUAUUGUAUAUUGUGUGCAAUAAUGACAUAGAGGGUGACUGUAUGUAUUGUUUAACUGUAUAAAGUCCAUCCUUCUGAUUAGGGGGUAAUUAAGAUCAGUACAUGUAUUACUGUACAAAUGAUACACAGCAUAUCUUGUUUUAGUGUCUUUUCAGCUGGAGAUUAUUUGUCAUUUCAUAUCACUUUUCAUUCAAAGAAAAAUGUACAUGUAUUUACUUGUUAUAUGUGAAGUCCUGGAAUGUUCAGCAGAUGUGUACCAUGUAUUGCGAUAGGGGAUGUUAAAUGAUUUAUAUGAUGAUUUGAUUUUUUGAUAAUUUUAGAUGCAGAAUGAUCAAUAAUCAACAAAUAUAUACCCAAUUUUCAUGUAAUUAUUUCUUGCCUGCAUGUAUCAGCUUAAGGAGGUACUCUACAUCGUCAUAAUGGCUGUAGCAUACCUCCUUAAGGGCAUAUGCAGGGCAUGCUUAAUAUGCAUUAAUUAUUAUAUAGGAAUAAAUUCACUCAGGUACUAAAGUGUGAUGAUAUAUAACGAAGCUAUAUAGGAACAUUUUAGAGUGUGCUAAUUUCCUUGACUAAUUAUAAAAUAACAUGAAUGAACAAUAAGGUAGUUUGGGUGAUUUUUAUUUUUUUUUGUGGAAAAGAUGUCAUGCAGCAGAGUACAUUUCAACAAUCUACAUCAUGUUUCAAUAAUAGCCAUAUACUCUUAACUUUAUUCCAUCGUUGGAAACCCACGGUUGAUUACGCUUUGUUCCUCUCUCCAUCACUCAUUCCUAUUCACUCGUUCUCAUGAAGAAAUAUUUUAAAAUAUUGUCCAAUCAAAGUAAUCGUUAUAGUAAUGGAGCUCUUCGGUUUUUAAAGGUAGCAUUAACUUAACUUUGCUAUCACAACAAUUGUAUACCGAAAUUGGACUGAAAGCGUCUUGUUGAUUGGACAAAUUCGCUCAGGGUGUUCUAUCAGCGCCCAAUCAAAUUGCCUCAUUAAUUAUUCAUGAGAAAGAGCGAGUAGGAAUGAAUGGACCCACAGGUGAUAGAGAGAGAGAGGAACGAAGCGUAAUCAACCGUGGGUUUCCGACGAUGAACUUUAUUCAUGCUGUUUAUGACUGACAUCCUCGUAUUAAAAAGGAAAGGCCUUUCUCAAAUCUUAACAGUUUUUCGUUUGAGAAAUGAAUAGACUGAUGCAUAUCUGUGGUACAUUUAAAGCCAAAUUGUAUACAAAGGUCCCAAAGUAAUUCUCCAUUCAUUCACUAGCAUUGUAUGUGUGAAAUGUUUGUUUUGCAUACUAAUUGUAACCCCUGCAAACAAAGUUUUGGUGAGGAAAGGAUGUAUUAUAGGAAUUGCCACACCCAUUUAUACUGUAUGUCCCACUCAGUUGGUUCCUUCACCCAUUAAGUCAUGUUUUUUUGUCUAGGCCUUAACUUUGUAAUGGCGAGACAAUUGAAACUCUUACUUGGCACAAAGGUUUCUUAUAGCUAAAUAUAGUGUGUCAUGAUCCUGACUUAAGGUGAUAGGUUCAAGGUCACUCAUAAAUUUUUUUUAAAGAUUUUUGGCUCUGUCUUAAAUUAGUAUUGGGAAAAGCAUCAGAAGCUCUCACUUGGCACAAAGGUUGUUCAUGGUCAGAUGUGUCAUGACCUUGACUGAAUGUCAUUUUGCCAAGAUCAAGAUAACUGGUAAAAAAGUUUUUAAUUUUUGCCUUGACCAUAGUUUAGUAAUGGAGAAACAUUGAAAGUUCAUACUUGGCACAAAGGCUGCUUAUGGUCAGAUGGUGUGUCAUAACCCUGACCCAAAGUCAUUUCUCCUAGGACAAUGUCAGAACUGUUAUAGAGUGAUCUGUAACUAUGUAAUGCAGCAGGGAUUGUCAGAGUUUGUAUGAAUGUAGAAUUUAAUUAUGCCCUACUUUGAAGCCCCCUCGGGGGUAUUGGUCCCAUCAGUACAGGUGUAGUGACCCUCACUCUCUGAUACCUGUGAAGUUUCAAGAAAUUGAUUUUUAUUCCAAUCAUCUUUAUACAAUAUGUAUAACUUUCAUCAAACAUAGAAUAGCACACACAUGUACUGUGUGUCUAAAUUAAUAAUGACUUGAUGGAUCUGUAAGUGUAUCGUGCUUACUUGUCAAUAUAAAGUUGCCAUCACAUGUGCAAUAUUAAGUUUUAAUUAUAUGCAUGAUUUUGUGUAUUUGAAUUAUCUGUAUUUAGGGAAUAACUAGCCUGUCUUCAGACAAUUUUUUCUGUGUUGGGGAGGAGAAAAUAUACAGUAUGUGUAUUUGAAUUGUCUGUAUGUAGGGAAUAACUAGCCUGUCUUCAGAUUUGAGGUUUAAUGGUUGCUAAUGAAUUUUAUGUACUAUAUCAAGUCUGAAGGCUGAAGCCAGUUCUUGUCAUUCUAAUGCAACCUUUUCUUAUUUUGCAUGACUUUUACCCCAUAUUUCAUUGAUUUUAUGAUAAAUGCGUCACAAAUUGUUUCCAUUUGAUGUGGGUUUUUUUGUGUCAUUCUAUUAUGAUGUUGCAAUGGAAAGCUUUGCGUCCCAUCAACUCUUAUUUAACUGCCUCAAACCUCAAUGCAUUAAACUGCAGAAUACAUUACAAUCAUAUAUGUAUUUUGGUGCCAUUAGUGCAGUUUUAUGAUCAGGACCAAAAUAAAACAGUAUUGAUCCAAACUUCAGAUGCGAUAAAACGAGUACAUAUACAAUGUAGUUUUCUCCAUCGAUUCAAGUUUCUUAAUUUAGACUACAGUCUACUCCACUUAUAUUGAAGUCACUUACAUUGAACUAUCUGUUAUAUUAAAGUGAAAGUAAAUCCCCAGUAAUAUUAUCUAUAUAGUUCAACAUUGGUUAUAUUGAACUUGUAUAUAACGAACAAUUCAAACUUCAAACACCCCCCCCCCCCCUAUAAUUUACAAAUGUCAAAUGCAUAUACAGUCUACUCCACUUAUAUUUGCUUACAUUGAACUAUCUGUUAUACUGAAGUACAAAUAAAUCCCCAGUAAUGUUACUAAUAUAGUUCAACAUUGGGUAUAUUGAACUUUGGAUAUAAUGAACAAGUGAGGUUGGUCCCCUGAACUUCAAUAUUUCCGGAGUAGACUGUAGAUAUUGCAGUUGUCAUGUUGAACCUCUCAGUAAAUAGAAUUACUCUGUUCCAUAUUUCCAGCUAUGUUUCAUGUGGUCAUGUGUUCUUCCCUUGAUAACAGUCUGGUUUAAUUUUCAUGAAGACAUUUGAGCAGUUCAAGGCAGUUUGAAGGGUAUUUUUAUAGUAUAUUAUGUGCAUGACAAGUGCUGUGAGGUGUAUGAUAAAUUGUAUGUGCUAUGAUAGCUCAUUAUUAACUCGGCACAAAUUCAUAUUUUGCAGCAGCUUACAGAUUCUAUAUAGUUUAUUUUUGUUUGUUUUUUUCCUCUCUUUUUAGUCAAUACUUUGUAUCAUGUUAUUGAAUGUAAUAAAUUUCAUAAAAAGUGC
This is a messenger RNA of Ostrea edulis (European flat oyster), 5282 nucleotides long. Its product is annotated as CAAX prenyl protease 2-like. Gene Ontology annotation, cellular component: endoplasmic reticulum membrane. The coding region runs from base 263 to 1132 and encodes 289 amino acids. Gene Ontology annotation, biological process: CAAX-box protein processing. NCBI's taxonomy places the organism in Eukaryota, Metazoa, Mollusca, Bivalvia, Ostreida, Ostreidae. The record is from RefSeq and is a predicted model, not a curated record. The transcript is spliced from 9 exons. Gene Ontology annotation, molecular function: metalloendopeptidase activity.